GAGUACUGAUCAUACAGUUCUCUUGAUCUUGUUUGUAUCGCUAGCUUCUUAUUAAUUUACUUAUAUAUAUAGACCUUGAAACAUGCACAGACCUAAUUCAAACGGCACAAAUUAAGAGCUGGGGAGAGUUACAAUAAUGGAAGUGACCAACAGGUACAUAGUAACAAAGACUCACGUCGAUGGUGCACCAGAAGAGUCACACUUCGAGCUGAAGACUGCAUCUCUUGCUCUAACAGUGGAGCCUGGGUCCAACGAUGUCGUAGUGAAGAAUCUCUAUGUAUCGAUUGACCCAUACCAGCUUAACCGCAUGAAGAGUUACAGCUCCUCUCAGAGUGCCAUAAAUUUUUCUGUCGGCAUAACCCCCGGCGAGGGUAUUGAUGCAUAUGGUGUUGCUAGAGUUGUGGCUUCUGGGAAUUCCAAGGUCGAGAAAGAUGACUUGGUUGUUGGUUUGAUUGCCUGGGGAGAGUAUAGCGUGGUAAAAGAAGGAAAUAUGUUAAGCAAAUUGGAUCCAAUGGGAUUUCCACUGACUUACCACGUUGGAAUUCUAGGGUUUAGUGGAUUGGCGGCUUAUGGUGGGUUUUUUGAAGUAUGCCAACCCAAGAAGGGGGAGAAAGUCUUUGUAUCUACAGCUUCUGGAUCCGUUGGAAAUUUGGUUGGACAGUACGCCAAACUGUUUGGUUGCUAUGUUGUUGGCUGCGCUGGGAGCAAGAAAAAGGUAGAAUUGCUCAAAGAGAAGCUUGGAUUUGAUGAGGCAUUCAACUACAAGGAUGAAACAGAUUUGAAGUCAACUUUGAAAAGGUACUUCCCUGAUGGAAUCGACAUAUAUUUCGACAAUGUGGGGUCUGAGAUGCUGGAAGCAGCAGUUGCUAACAUGAAUACUUUUGGUAGAGUUGCAGUUUGUGGUGUAAUUUCCGAAUACACAAAUGGAAAGCGAGCUGCUCCUGACAUGCUUGAUGUUGUGUACAAUAGAAUUACAAUACGAGGGUUUUUGGCAGCUGAUCACAUGAAUGUAUACUCAGAUUUCAUAUCAACAACUUCCGAUCACCUUCGUACUGGAAAUAUGCAGGCCCUUGAAGAUAUCACUCCUGGUGUAGAGAACAUACCGUCUGCUUUCAUUGGACUCUUCAGCGGUGACAACAUUGGAAAGAAAAUUGUGAAGAUUGCAGAUGAAUGAAUGGAAAGAAAAUAAAAAACUCAUUUUGCUUGAUUAAUUAAGUGAAAUAAACAUAUGAUUAACCA
This is a messenger RNA of Juglans microcarpa x Juglans regia, 1239 nucleotides long. Its product is annotated as 2-alkenal reductase (NADP(+)-dependent)-like. The transcript is spliced from 5 exons. The coding region runs from base 137 to 1174 and encodes 345 amino acids. Lineage: Eukaryota; Viridiplantae; Streptophyta; Magnoliopsida; Fagales; Juglandaceae. The record is from RefSeq and is a predicted model, not a curated record. Gene Ontology annotation, molecular function: oxidoreductase activity, acting on the CH-CH group of donors, NAD or NADP as acceptor.